This is a messenger RNA of Xyrauchen texanus (razorback sucker), 1498 nucleotides long. It is a transcript of the gene dkk1a, whose product is annotated as dickkopf WNT signaling pathway inhibitor 1a. Gene Ontology annotation, biological process: multicellular organism development; negative regulation of canonical Wnt signaling pathway. The record is from RefSeq and is a predicted model, not a curated record. Gene Ontology annotation, molecular function: receptor antagonist activity; co-receptor binding. Gene Ontology annotation, cellular component: extracellular region. The transcript is spliced from 4 exons. Bases 61 to 804 code for a protein of 247 amino acids. NCBI's taxonomy places the organism in Eukaryota, Metazoa, Chordata, Actinopteri, Cypriniformes, Catostomidae.
UGCUCUAGACAUUAUUCAUUCACUCAUCUGGAACUUCGUGACAAGCUGGCAGAGAAGAACAUGAGACUGGUCUCAUUACUAACCAUUGUGACUGUUUAUCUCGCUGUUUGCGGAGGAAUCAGUGCAGAUGCUCAAGCAGGACCUGUGUUACAGAACUCCAUCAGGCAUCUGCCCGCCGCAUCCAGCCCGAGUGAUGCGGUCAGCGCGAGCCCGCGCAUCACCGGCACCGGAGACAGCAACGCUCCGGCGUCACCACACUGCGCCGUUGAUGCUGAGUGCAAGUUCGGUGAGUUUUGUAACGGCUCUCGGGGAGUUUGUCUAACCUGCCGCAGGCGAAGGAAACGCUGCGUUCGCGACGGGAUGUGCUGCGCUGGAAACCAAUGCAUUAACGGCGUGUGCCAACCUGCUGAUGAUGUUGGCAGGGUAAAUGCCACGCAACAGGUUGGCAAAACGGAUGCUCCUACUUUAGCAGUCACACGUGAAAAGAACUUCACUGCGGUGCAGCAUCCUAAAAGAAACACCAUCCUUACAAACCCACAGCAUCCAGUGAAAGGUGGCGAGGGCGAGACGUGUUUAAGGUCCUCAGACUGUCUGGAUGGGCUGUGCUGUGCCAGGCACUUCUGGUCACGAAUCUGUAAACCAGUGCUGACUGAGGGGCAGAUGUGCACACGGCACAGACGGAAAGGGACUCACGGUCUGGAGAUCUUCCAGCGCUGUGACUGCAGGGCUGGUCUGACCUGCCGAGGCCAGGGAGAGAGAGCUGGAACAGAAAGCCGAAACCUCCAUACCUGCCAACCGCGCUGACUCUUCAGAACUGCUCUCACAACACAAGCAUGCAUGCGGCACACAUGCUGCAGCGACAAAGGAAAACUGACUCCACGGAAGGAUGCAUCAUUAAAAGGACUGAUCGUAUUUCCUGGACGGAUGCAGAGAAACUGCACCAUAUGGAUGUUUCUAUUGUACACUCUGCUAUUUAAGACUUUUUUCCUGGGUCAUCACAAAAUGCAGAAUGCUUUUGUUUCCCUUUAUAAGGAACUUCUUAUUCUUCUUGCAGUAAAUUACUGUAUUGUAAAUAAGUAGUCAGAUAUUGCACUUAACACUGAGAAUAUGAAUUCUAUAAAAGUAGCAUAUUAUGAUUCACACACUUACAUAUUGUAAAUAUGCAAGUCAUAUGAUUUAUAUUGUGUUAUCUGUACUCUAAUUUUAUUUUCGAGUAAAUUGUAAAGAUAUUGGUGUUAUUAAAAUAUAUUAAUGAAAUAAUAAUAAUAAUAAUAACAAGUAAUGGAUGCUCUACAGUAUGUUCUCUUGAUGGAUUCUUCUGAUCCAAACUGCCAUAGCUGCAACUCUAAAAAACACUUCACUGUCUUUAGUCUAAUGACCGUUCACAAUAUUCAGCUGGUUUACAGUAGCUUCCAACAGCAUCUGGAGAGAAAUUAAACUAAACUUGGGGAAAUUAAUCACUGACUUUGCACAAAUCUGCUAUAUAUUGAGUUGUGGC